Messenger RNA from Gadus macrocephalus (Pacific cod), 2892 nucleotides. RefSeq names its product CDC42 effector protein (Rho GTPase binding) 4a (gene cdc42ep4a). Bases 520 to 1626 code for a protein of 368 amino acids. The record is from RefSeq and is a predicted model, not a curated record. Lineage: Eukaryota; Metazoa; Chordata; Actinopteri; Gadiformes; Gadidae. The transcript has 2 exons.
AAAGGGGCGUGGCCAGUAGCACGAGAGGAGCAGCCGACACACAGACGCUGAAUUGAGUUAUUGCACCGUCCGCAGGCUUUGCCACUGAAGAUGCGCUCACUGUAAAUCCUACGAGCCACGCAGCACACUCGUAUGGUAAAUAGUGUCCAGGACAGGGGUCUGGUUUCUCUUAUUUAAUAUAAUUGUGUGUGCUUACACCGGACGUGUUUGCGGCUUGUGCUCCUCGCUGCGUGCGCGCUCUCUUUGUGAACCUGCUGAGCGAAGCCCUCGCGCUCUGGGGGCUGCCCGGCUUUCUGAAUGGGAUGCGCGGUGGUCUACAGCACAGCUGGCAUUGAGGAGCAGGACGGUUCCGUCGGGACGCCCUAAGGUGGAGACGACCUACAAGGUGGAGAAGGACAAAAGGAGCUGCUUUUCUAUUUAAAACCCAAUCAAGAAUUCCAUGUUAUAAACGGAACCACCACCACCACCACCACCACCACCACCCAACUCCAGCCCCGCCCGAACUCCGCCCCCCCCGCCAUGCCCAUCCUCAAGCAGCUGGUGGGCUCCUCCCAGACCAAGCGGCGCUCCCGCAUGGACCUGACCCGCGAGAUGAUCAGCUCGCCGCUCGGCGACUUCCGCCACACCAUGCACGUGGGCCGCAGCGGCGACGCCUUCGGAGACACCUCCUUCCUCAGCAGCCGCUCGGGCGAGCCGGCGCCGCCGCCGGAGACGCCCCCGGCCUACCCCCACUCGCCCCGCCCGGGCCUGCUGUCCCGCACCUUCCGCAGCAGCAAGCGCUCCCAGUCGGUGACCCGCGUGGACCAGCGCGACGGGCUGGCCUCGCCCGGCGGGCCGUCCCCCGGCCACGUGAAGAACGCCAUGUCCCUGCCCUUCCUCAACGACGAGGACUGCGUCGACGGCGUGGCCACCCGCAGCCUCACGUCCAGCCCCUUGAGGCACGUCGGGGGUAGCGGGCGCGCGUACAACGGCAACGCCGCCGCCGCCGCCGGGGCGUGCCAGGGGCUGGAACUGGAGGAGAGGAGCUUCGGGGAGCUGACGGACCUUCCGGAGACGGCGACCUCCCCGUACCGGGGCGGCGGCAUGAAGCGGGCCGAGUCGGUCAUGUCGUUCCACAUCGACCUGGGGCCCUCCAUGCUGGGGGACAUCCUGGACGUGAUGGAGAAGGAGGACGACGACCUGGGCUACGAGGAGGGCAAGAGCAGCGAGGGCCACGCCUCGCCGCCCCUCAGCACCGUGGGCGAGGGGGACGACAGCGUGGCCGGCGGCGGCGGACUCGGGGGGCCGGGAGAGUUGGAGGCCAACGCCGAGGAGGAGGAGGAGGAGGAGGAAGAGGCGAGGCUGCAGCACGACUCCAUGCACGCGGGCAGCUCCGUGGACCUGGGGCCCGAGAGCGGGGGCCCGUACACGCCGCAGUACACCCCCGAGGCCCGGCCCAAGCUCCCGCGACACCUGGACAGCUGCUCCAUGUCCAGCUCGGGCUCCGCCCCCGUGGAGGGCGAGCGGCCGGGGGGCGGGGCCUACGCGGGGGACACGGACAGCGCCACCUUCAGCGCCCCGCCCGAGGAGGAGAGCGCCUUCUCGUCGUUCCUGGAGGACGACGACGACGACGAGAUUGGUGUUUGAGGUCGGCACCAGACCCCCCCCCCCCCCCCCCUGGUCCUCCUGUCUGGGUGGGGGAGACCCUGAGCUCUGACACCAACACCACAUGUCAGAGCUCUCGCCCUCUCUUCCCAUCCCCCUUGUGCAUUAAUCUCACGGCCGGUCUGACAAACUCACUGGCCCUCUUUUUGAACACUGUGCGAACUGACUUGGGGGGGGGGGGGAGAGGGGGGGGGUGUAAGGAGCUGCUCAUCAAAUAUGGAUCAUUCCCGGGAUUAAGCUGAAGGAAGGUGUCGGCAGGAGGCAUCGUCAAAUAAACACAACUGACACCUCCAAGCUUAUUUUACGCCGUCUCCCACCUGAGCCAGAACUCGACUCAAAAGAAAAGUGGACAGUUUCUAACAGCAUAUGCCUCGGUUCUGUCUGUCCCGAUCUCCCCAACGUCGACGGGCGCCUCAUCGCAGUGCAGAGAGGUGCUGCUGUGUGAGGGUUCCCACCUUCACCAGCAGUGCAUAACUUGCCGGGACAAGAGCGGAAACCAGGACUCCACUCGUAGCAACAUGUAUCCGGAGAGUGCCGUUACACAUCUGUCACGCAAGUGCUAUGACAUAUCCUUUUUGCCUUUUUUUUGUAGUUUUGUAGUUCCCUGCGCCACUGCUGCCAACCCCCGUGUCCCCUUACCUUGCCUUAUCGCUAAACAGUUUACUCUGUGGUGCCAGGCUGUCCUCUGUAGCGUUAUUGUGGAUUAACAAAUGGCUGAGCCACAAGAGCUAAUGGGAACGUGUCGAGUGGUGAACACACAAGCACUGGGUGGGGGACAAACCUCGCAGAAAAGCCUACAGGAAACAGCCUACUUUUCCUUUCGUGUUGUUUGUGGUCAUUGGUAAGCAGGGCAUGAUCAGACAGAGAGCAGGUUUGAACUGAUGUGAAACAGGCAUCUCCUUGCCACCUGUUGUCUGCGGUCACGUUGAAACGGAGCCCUGCUCGAACACCACUUCCUCCCUUUUUCGAGGUUAUGAGUGUACAUGACGACGAACUGGAACCGUGCAAAAUGUCUAGAACAGAUGCUCAACUUCCUGUUGGCCUUCCGGAGCCAUUUAUGUCAAAGAAAACGCAGGGUUUAUAGUUUAUGCACAACAACUAGAAUACAAAACCGUGCUGCCAAUCCGCAAAACCCAUAACUCUGGACACUACUUCUGUUUUUUUGUUGUGAGUCCUUUAUCUUAAAGUUUGUUUUUGUCUGUAUGUAACAAGAUACAUGGUCUUAAAUAAUAAAGUCUUUAAAGAUUA